AUGUUAAUCCGUAUGUGUACAGAACCAGUGAGACGCGAAGCUAGCUUGAAGAAUCUGGCGGAAACAAUCCGUCGCUUGCCUGCGCUCGAGCGUCAGAAGUAUGGUCCUAGGUUCUCUAAGCUGUGUAAAUUAGUUCGCAUCCAUCACGUGACGGCCAGUGUUGUGCACAUGAAUAGUAUCAAAGAACUUGAGGAUCACGGAACUCUUAUCCUUUUGAAAGACCUUUUGCACCUCGGACGGUGCAAUCUUGCACUGGCAGUUGCAGAGCUGCUGUUCAAGGACAUAACAUGGCUAGAAAACUAUCUCCAUGCCAAAAGUGUCAGACUUCCGGAAACAGUCAUACAAGGGAAACUCCAAUACCAUAUUUCUGAUCGAUUUCUUCGGAGUAAUAUUCUUCUUUCGGCGAUGCGCAGUCAGGAAGGCAUUGGUGGUCAAUGUGACUGUCGCAUGAAAAAGUGUCUCAUUACUAGUAAGCACAGCACAGCCUUUCGGAGGGGUCUAGACGAGGAAUCCAUCGACACACUCCACGUAAAAGCUCCGAACAUCCAGUCGAACUCUUCAAAAGAGUGGUGGAGGUCUCAUACGAGGCUCUCUACAUACAUGUGCCCAUCAGUAAGCUUCCACCAAGAUGAACUUGCCACUAAUCAGUCAUUCGUUGCGAAAGCAAUUGUUCAUAUGCGACGCGACCAUAUCGUUCAGCAGAAGGAGCUAUCCACGGUUAUACAGUUGAAACGUGUCAAAUCAGGCGCGCUACAUGCUCUAUUCUCUUACUUCCUUUUCAAGCCCUCUAAGUCCAGUUUGGGCGCAUUACAAAAAAUCCCACUAAGAGAGCUGAUUUAUGAAAACCUUCGGAUAGAAGAAGACUUGAAGGUAGUGCAAAAUCUCGCGAUCAAUCAAGGGUUGAAUGAACGGCAAUUCAUAUGGCUCUUACUAAGUCGCUACUACACGGACGGUGACUUCAACAAAGUUGAACACCUAGGACAAAAGUUGCCGCGUUUUAGUCUUGUAGAACUCGAAGAGAAAUGA
Ostreococcus tauri is the source of this 1026-nucleotide messenger RNA. RefSeq names its product unnamed product. The transcript is spliced from 8 exons. NCBI's taxonomy places the organism in Eukaryota, Viridiplantae, Chlorophyta, Mamiellophyceae, Mamiellales, Bathycoccaceae. The record is from RefSeq and is a predicted model, not a curated record. Bases 1 to 1026 code for a protein of 341 amino acids.